Molecule: messenger RNA, 2055 nt
Organism: Ectocarpus siliculosus
Lineage: Eukaryota; Phaeophyceae; Ectocarpales; Ectocarpaceae
Source: the annotation of a GenBank genome assembly
AUGUAUCGCUUAGGCAGGUUGGAUAUCCAGGGCAUAGAUUGCUCGCAGCCAUCCCAGCUCUACUCUCCUGGAACGAUUUUAUGCAAUCCGUCUGCCCCUGCCGCGGCCGCGUCCCGAGCUGAGCUGAAAGAGACAUGGCUGGCGGACUCGACCUCGAGCUUGAUGGCCUGCAGAGCAUUUUUUGACGUUUCGGAGAUGGAGUACGCUAAGGCGGCGUGCCUGCGUGCCGUGCGUCUGGGUGGAACGUCGGCGGAUGAAGCUGCCGAGGUUGACAUGCGCCUGGCCGCGAUAGCAGAACGCUACGGCCACCCGUCAGCCGCAGUCCACAUGUACUUCCACAUGAUGGCGAACCCCGCCACAAACGACCACGGGCGGCUGGUCAUGUCGAUCCUCGGGUUGACGAUGGUCCCACCCACGCUCAUUGGAUCACGGCGAACGAUCGCCGAGUUUCGCUCAGGCUGGGUGCGCGACUUGCAAACCCUGCGGAGGAACCUCGCCACCGGAGCAACCCCGGGUGAGCUCUGGGACCCUGCAGGCGAGGUGGGAAGGACGCCGUUCAAUCUGGCGCACCAAGGCGGUCCGGAUCUUGACAUGAUGACCUCCCUCGCUGGGGUGUACGACGCCGCGGCUCCAUCUCUCCGGUAUGUCGCUCCACAUUGCCGCAGAGACAUGGGCGACGAUAAAGCUGCGACGACAAAUCAAGGGCACUCGGAGAGGCCGGUUCGCAUAGGUGGUGGUGGUGACGGAGACGGGGGCGACAGCCAGGCAGGAGACAAGGAAGGGGGGCGGGGGGGAGAUGAUCCGGUCGUCAACGGACUGCGGUCGGCGGUUCAUCACUGGCAUCAGGCGCCUCGAGACCUGCACUCGGCGAGAAGGGCGGUGUCGCAGGAGAAACUAGACGUGCUGGUGUAUCCAGACCUCGGCAUGGAACCGCUCACGUACUUCUUGGCAUUCGCAAGACUAGCCCCGGUGCAGUGCGUCUGGUGGGGGCACCCGGUAACACCUAGCACCGGCUCGGUCGACUAUUUCUUGUCUUUGGAUGUGGAACUGGAAGGGGGCCAAGAUGAUUACCUCGAACAGAUGGUCCGCAUGGACGUGGUCAACACGGCGCACUUUAAGCAGAUGGCCGCAUGGGUUUCAGAUUUGGGGCUACCGAGUGAGCCACCCGGCCGAAGGGACAACAACAGAGACAAGGGACCCCAGUCGCCGUUGUCCUUCACGAAUGGCGGCGUUGAAAGCCUGAGCACAUCCCUUCCCAGUACGAUUAAGUCGUCAUCCAAUGCCGACAUGGCGGAUGUUCUUCAGAUCUCCGUUCCCUACGCAGAUCUGGCAGCAGCGGAGGCGGGGCCGACUACACCCGCCACUGCCGCCACCACCGGCGUAGCAGCAAGGACGCAUAACGAGCAUGACGUCACCAUCGGCGAACAAGACGCUGGGCCAUCAUGCCGUCAUAAGUACCUGGUAAUGGGGCGCCUAUUCAAGCUGCACCCGGAUUUCGACGCCGCCAUCGAGGGCAUUCUUGAAGGGGACAAGGAUGGAUGUGUCAUCUUGAUCCACGAGACAAAAGACGAGGAAUGGACUAGAGUAGUUUGGAGUAGGCUACGGGACGUGCUCGCCCCGCGAGGUAGGACCCCUUCGACAUGUAUGUGUGACGGUUUGUUCGGCCGUCUACGAAUCAUGCACCACUGGCUCUACCCGCAGGCUCUUCGCCGCGCCACCGCCGUUCUCGACACCUUCCCCUACGGUGGUUGUUUGACUGUCCUGGAGGGGCUGUCGAACGGAGUGCCAGUCGUGACGCUCCCGGCGAAGUAUGUGAGGGGAAGAUUCGCCUUAGCCAUGUAUCAACAAAUGGGGUACACAGAGCUUGUGGCGGAUGAUGUCCAGGAAUACGUCUCGCUGGCGGUUCAACUCGGCAAAGACCGAGAUUUCAGGCAAAAAGUGGUGACCAAAGUGGAAGGGGCAUAUCGAGAGUCCUUGCAUCAGCACCACCAAAGUGCCCAAGAAUGGGCAGCGUUUAUCGUCCGUGCUCAUCGGGGCGCGGAGUCCAACCGAUGA